GGAGCGAGCUCUAAGAUGUUGUAUUGUAGUUUAGUGAAGAUAGCAAGACCAAGGGGGGAAAAAUACACCCAUUCACAAAAGGAAGUGACAUCAUGGGUGGCCACACUGAAAUGUAGUGAAGUUGAGAUUGAUGAACUCCCAGAGGGAGCUGUGAAGCCUCCAGCAAACAAAUAUCCCAUCUUCUUUUUUGGCACCCAUGAAACUGCAUUUCUAGGUCCCAAAGAUCUUUUUCCAUAUAAGGAAUACAAAGACAAGUUUGGAAAGUCAAACAAACGGAAAGGAUUUAAUGAAGGAUUGUGGGAAAUAGAAAAUAACCCAGGAGUAAAGUUUACUGGUUACCAGGCAAUUCAGCAACAGAGCUCUUCAGAAACUGAGGGAGAAGGUGGAAAUACUGCAGAUGCAAGCAGUGAGGAAGAAGGUGACAGAGUAGAAGAAGAUGGAAAAGGCAAAAGAAAGAAUGAAAAAGGAGGCUCAAAACGGAAAAAGUCAUAUACUUCAAAGAAAUCCUCUAAACAAUCCCGGAAAUCUCCAGGCGAUGAAGAUGAUAAAGACUGCAAAGAAGAGGAAAACAAAAGCAGCUCUGAAGGUGGAGAUCCUGGCAAUGACACCAGAAACACAGCUUCAGACCUGCAGAAAACCAGUGAAGGGACCUAACUACCAUAAUGAAUGCUGCAUAUUACAAGAAACCACAAGAAGUUUAAAUGUUUGGUUGUCCAAUAUUCUUGGAUUUGAUAUGAACCAACACAUAGUCUUUGUUGUCAUUGACAGAACCCCAGUUUGUAUGUACAUUACUCAUAUUCCUCUCUGUUUUGUUGGGAAAAAAAAAGACAUUUUAACCUUUUUUAAGGUUGUUGAUUUAAUUUCAUGUUAUUAGGUUGCAUGAUGUUGCCCUUAACCACUAAGAAUUACCAAAAUUUUUGCACAGACUCAAACGUCCAGGAUCCUUUUAUCAAGGCAGUUCUGUUCAUCAUUUUUCUGCCUUUACCCCACCAUCACCAAACACUUAAUAUUUUAAGUGUUUAAUAUUAAUCAGCAUUUUUAGAUGACCACAUAAUGCUUAAGGAUGGGAGUUCCUCUUUGACAGAACCCAAGAACUAAUUCCUAGAUACAUAAUGUUGGUAUAUUGAAGAUGAAAUUUAAAUCAUCCUUCAGUUUUGAGGCCAUGUGUAAAGUUCAACCAUAUUGUACAAUAUCUAUUCUGUAUUAGAAAUAGCUAGUUGACAGCUUAUACUUCUCAAAACUCAUGUUGUUAUGUACACAAUCUGAGUUUCUAUAUGUGAAGUUAGUGAGUCUUUUUGUGUUACUCCAAAAUAAAGGCAAGGAUUUAUUUUUUCCCAGUGCCAGUACAAUUUGAGCUGAUCACUCAAGAUGGAUACUUUACACUUUGAAGCUGAAAUCAGCAGCAGCCCUAUGGGAACCAGACAAAGCAUUGACUUUUAAAUACAGACUUUUAAAAUAAACUGUUUUCUUUUUGGAACUAGAAUUAGAAUAGUAAAUAUUCAUCCACAAACCAUUAUUAUGUGUACAUUAUUGUUGCUGUUGUGAUAAUAGAGAAUUUUAUUUAUUUUUAUGCCAGCUUAUAUUGUGAGAACACAUUUAGUCUGUUUGGGUUUUAUCAAUCCUGUUAUGCUUGUCCUUGGAACAUCUUUCCCAUCUUCAGGGUUUGUAGUUGAAAAGUUUACUGUAAAAAAAAAAAAUCAAAAACAAAAAAAUGUAUUGUUUUUACAGAAUAAAUUUAUUGGAAUGUG
Molecule: messenger RNA, 1748 nt
Organism: Chinchilla lanigera (long-tailed chinchilla)
Lineage: Eukaryota; Metazoa; Chordata; Mammalia; Rodentia; Chinchillidae
Gene: Hdgfl3
Product: hepatoma-derived growth factor-related protein 3
Exons: 6
Coding region: 16-654 (212 amino acids)
Biological process (GO): regulation of transcription by RNA polymerase II
Cellular component (GO): nucleus
Molecular function (GO): double-stranded DNA binding; transcription coregulator activity
Source: RefSeq, a predicted model, not a curated record